AUGGCUUCUUCUCCUUUGAGAUCGAAAUCCAACUACCACGCUCAUUCUGUCAGCUGGACCUCCAGACCUCACCCGCUCAUUCCUCAUGUCGAUGAGAGUUUGAGGCUAAGUGGACUUCAAAACAUGUUUGAUCGUUUGGACGAUCUGCUUCUGUUGCCACACACUCAACAAGCCCACCGGACAUGGGUCGAAGAGGUUCUGGAAAAGUAUCUCAGGUUCUUGGAUAUUUGUGCUGCCGCUAAAUGUGUGUCCACCCAAACAAAACAAGAUGUACAAAACCUUCUUUCCAUUUUAAUGAGAAGAAGGGAUUCAAAUGACUGUGCAGGAUACCUAUCAUCAAGAAAGAAGGCAAAGAAUACGAUCCAAAAGUCUCUAAAGGAUUUGAAAAGUACCAAAAAUUCGAAGAGUGUCAAAAGCAAUACUACCAUAGUAGGAGUCAUUGGCUUGUUAAAUGAGGUUGAAGCAGCCACAGUCGGGGAGUUUGAGUCUUUAUUGUCGUAUAUUGCAAGGAAAAAGGUGGCAUCAAGGGUGAGUGGGUUUUCCUUGGUUUCUAAACUGAUGCACCGAAAGAGCAUUGCAUCAAACAAGGAAGAAACAAACACCAACGCGUUUGAGAAUUUUGAUGAUACAUUGCGCUCACUCAACAGUCACAGUCACAAGACUGAUGGUGUAAUACACAUGGAGAAUGUGCAGUUGGGGAAGAUGGAGUCGAGCAUUCAAGAUAUAGAAGGACUAGAAUGCAUGUUCAGUUUUCUGGACAGCCUGAGUUAUGUUAGUCAGACUCACUCCAUCUUGGUAGAUAACGGAAAGAUGUGGGAAGCCAUGUGGAAUCUGCUAGCCUUGUCGUCCACGAUCAUUUAG
Rhododendron vialii is the source of this 861-nucleotide messenger RNA. RefSeq lists its product as uncharacterized. The transcript is spliced from 2 exons. The coding region runs from base 1 to 861 and encodes 286 amino acids. Gene Ontology annotation, biological process: root development; shoot system development. The record is from RefSeq and is a predicted model, not a curated record. NCBI's taxonomy places the organism in Eukaryota, Viridiplantae, Streptophyta, Magnoliopsida, Ericales, Ericaceae.